AUGACUAGCCCGAGCGCGUCUUCCCCCCCUCGCCUUCUAGACACGUUAAAAGCUGUCGGGUCGAAAGGGUGGAUUUUUAUUUCAAAAUUUUCUUCUUGCCUUCACCAGCGAGUUAAAGUCUGGCUUGAGCUUGUGCGUGUGAAACGAUGCUGAUGAAGUUGGAAAGUAAUGAGCGAGGAUGCUGAAGCUGCCGGCAAGCCCGCUUUGUUCGGAGGAGCGCAAGGCUUUUGUGCCGCUGUCAUCCCGCAGCUCGUCCCCUGCUGCUUUGUCUUCACUUGGCCCUCUGAUACCGAGCGUGAGCAGUGUGGUGUGUCAGUGUUGGACUGCAACCACCAGCAGGAGCAGCAGGAGGUCAGGACCAUGAGUCUGUAUGGGGGCGGUGCCGGGGGCGGCGCGAGAGACAGAGGAGGCGGAGGAGGAGCAGAACAUUAUCGGGAACGACAGCGACGGCGCUCCAGCGAUCGUUCACGUGACUCCUCCCACGAGCGCGGAGAGAGCCAGCUGACGCCUUGCAUCAGGAAUGUUACUUCUCCCACUCGGCAGCACGACCGUGAACGUGGCGAAGGAGGCUCAUCAUCCAGGUCCUCCAGUCCACGCCCUCCCAGGGUUUCUCUUCCCCAUUCCCAUGUAGGACACAUACCUCGGUCCCUGGUUCCUCCUGGAGGCGACCACCGCGCCAAAAUUUUGAGUCAAGGAUCUUCUGAUAUGAUCUACGUGUAUGACCUGAGCAGCAAAGAAGGGCAUCGCAGUGGGCUGAGACUGGGAGAAAGAGUCACACUGAUAGUGGACAAUACAAGAUUUGUGGUGGAUCCUGCUAUAUUCACAGCUCAGCCUAACACCAUGCUGGGCAGGAUGUUCGGUUCUGGGCGGGACAACAACUUCACUCGGCCCAAUGAGAAAGGAGAGUUCGAGGUGGCAGACGGUAUCAGCUCCACUGUCUUCAGAGCCAUCCUGGAUUACUACAAGUCGGGGAUAAUCCGCUGCCCUGACGGCGUUUCCAUUCCUGAGCUGAGGGAGGCAUGUGACUACCUCUGUAUCUCCUUCAACUACAGCACCAUCAAGUGCAGAGACCUCAGCGCCCUCAUGCACGAGCUGUCCAACGACGGAGCCCGGCGUCAGUUUGAGUGUUACCUGGAGGAGAUGGUGCUGCCGCUGAUGGUGGCCAGCGCCCAGAGCGGAGAGAGGGAGUGUCACGUGGUGGUGCUGACUGACGACGAUGUGGUGGACUGGGAUGAAGAGUACCCACCGCAGAUGGGAGAGGAGUACUCGCAGAUCAUCUACAGCACCAAACUUUACCGCUUCUUCAAGUACAUCGAGAACAGAGACGUGGCCAAGUCAGUGCUGAAGGACAGAGGACUGAAAAAGAUCCGACUGGGAAUCGAAGGAUACCCGACCUAUAAAGAGAAGGUGAAGCGCCGCCCUGGAGGCCGCCCAGAGGUCAUCUACAACUACGUCCAGCGCCCCUUCAUCCGCAUGUCCUGGGAGAAGGAGGAAGGAAAGAGUCGCCACGUGGACUUUCAGUGCGUCAAGUCCAAGUCGACCACCAACCUGGCGGCGGCCGCUGCAGACAUUCCGCAGGACCAGCUGGUGGUCAUGCACCCUCCGGGGCCGCAGGUGGACGAGCUGGACACUCUGCCGCAGCCGCCGGGUGCCGGCGACCCCCAGCAGGCGGCGCUCGGGCCGGCUUUUGAAAGCAACGCAGGCCCCCACCUAGCACAGGCCUACGAGGGCCUGAACCAGCAGGCUCACGACGGCUCGAUCCAGGCAGCACACAACCAGCAGCAGCACGCCGGUGGCAGCAGCCACACUCAGGCCACGUACCGCUACGAUCUGGAUCCCGACACGCCGUCGCCCUCUGCAUGAGACGGCCGGCUGCACGCCCCCACCCCCCACCUCUGUGUUCACACCUCCAGCAACAAGCGCUUUCACCGUCACCAACAAAGCUUCUGGCCAUCUGAUCACGGCUGUACACAUGUUGGCACGUAGUCAAGCACACACCCCUGAUUGGCCUCCAGCAGCCAACAAGCACACACAGCUGUAAAGUUUACGUGGCUUGUUGCUUUCAGUGUGAGCACAGACCUUCCCGGUGUCUCCUCCUCCUCCUCCUCUUCCUCUUCUUCCUGAGUGGCAAAACACCAGUUUGCCUUGUGUUGCACCUCUGCUGCAGCCGCUUUCAGGCCACACAGCGUCCGAAUGAACCAGAACUAGAAGCACAUCAGCAAAGCUUCGUCCCCGACUCGGUUUACUCUUUGAUUUACCAACCAAAGGAGAGUUUAGUGGACUUCUGUGUACGUGUGAACGGACAGAGUUCAGUUUUACAUUCCUUACAUUAUAAGGAAGUGUGUGUGUGUGUGUGUGUGUGUGUGUGUGUGUGUGUGUGUGUGUGUGUGUGUGAGAUGCUGUACCUCAGUGGGAAAAGUGGGUUUCAGUGCCUCUGCAUAUUUCUGUGGGGGGCAGUAAUUUGGAUGUGAAAUGUUUUUUUUUCUUGUGUUUUUGAGACGUUUUUUCUUCAGAGGGGUGCACCACGAAGCGAGUUCAGCAUAGCCAGGCUUUCUUUGAGUUAGCAGCCAUUAAAACCCCGCUCAGAGAUGACGGGUGCCAUGAUGCUUCAGGCUCUGUGCACGCUCACGUAAAAGGGGGUGUUGGAUGUGUCAUUUGGCUCUUCCACACAAAUCUGACCCACUCAGCGCCGCUUACUUCACUUAGAGACAUGAUAAAGAGGAUCAGGGGAUAAAUAAUGCGCAUAUAAGGAAACUUAAUAUUUAAUUUAGAUUCUGUGCUGCUGUUUAUUUGUAAUGUGACAGCUGAACAUCAGAAACUUUCAGAUUCCAGAGACGAUACAGCAGAGUUUUUGGAGCUUUGCAGCAGAGCUCCAUUCGAUGGUAAAGAAUCAGUGAAAAUGUGGCACUUCAGCCCGUUUUAAACCUAAACUCUGAGUAUGGCCUCCUCCAGACCAGGUUAUAUGUUCAGCAUCAGUUAAAACACCAGGUUAAAACUGCUCCACCUUUGUUACACUGACUCCAUGUGAAACUUACCUCAGUAACCCAUUCGUUUCGCUUCAUGUGCACCCCUCUGAUGAUUUAGGUCUUCAUUUAAGUCUUUUUAUCUGCUCCACUCCUGAGUCCUGACUGAGGUGCUCCGAAACUCUGCACAGAUCCAUCAUCACUGCUGUGAGCGCACAGGAUGUCCGAAAAGAUGCUGAACACUUUUUUUUUUUUUUU
Messenger RNA from Archocentrus centrarchus (flier cichlid), 3221 nucleotides. Its product is annotated as BTB/POZ domain-containing protein 10-like. Gene Ontology annotation, cellular component: cytoplasm. Lineage: Eukaryota; Metazoa; Chordata; Actinopteri; Cichliformes; Cichlidae. Gene Ontology annotation, biological process: positive regulation of phosphorylation. The record is from RefSeq and is a predicted model, not a curated record. The coding region runs from base 169 to 1863 and encodes 564 amino acids. Gene Ontology annotation, molecular function: protein binding. The transcript is spliced from 8 exons.